Molecule: messenger RNA, 2565 nt
Organism: Letharia columbiana
Lineage: Eukaryota; Fungi; Ascomycota; Lecanoromycetes; Lecanorales; Parmeliaceae
Exons: 8
Coding region: 1-2565 (854 amino acids)
Biological process (GO): proteolysis; protein insertion into ER membrane
Cellular component (GO): TRC complex; cytosol
Molecular function (GO): aspartic-type endopeptidase activity; protein binding
Source: RefSeq, a predicted model, not a curated record
AUGAGAAGCUGUUUCUUUACUGCUCUGGCGGUAGGAUUCUUAGCUAGCAGCUCAGCAGCCAUUCAUCUCUUCCAACGGGAUGCGUCACCGGCGGUUGUAAGACUGGGUACAUACAGGAAGGCAGUACAGGAUCCUGUUAAAAGAGAUGGGCUACGCCGAAGACAGACGCUUACCGAGACACUUGACAAUGGGGAAACACUUUACUACGCCAACGUCAGCCUAGGGACGCCAGCCCAGAGUUUAAGGCUACAUAUCGACACUGGGAGCAGCGACUUGUGGGCGAAUGUAAAAUCGUCUGAGAUUUGCACAGACCGAGGGAGUCCUUGUUCCGCAGGAGGAACUUAUGAUGCCAACUCGUCAAGUACCUACAAAUUCGUGAACAGCGACUUUAAUGUCUCUUAUGUCGAUGGCUCUGGAGCCGCAGGCGAUUACGCUACCGAUACAAUUAGCAUUGGAGGACAGACUUUGACUAGCCUACAAUUUGGCAUUGGCUAUCAGUCAACAUCAACGGAUGGUAUUCUGGGAGUUGGAUAUACCGCAGACGAAGCACAAGUCAAUGCGGCCAACCUGAAGUCCUACCCAAACCUCCCUCAAGCCAUGGCUAACGCUGGUCUGAUCAAAUCGAACGCAUAUUCUUUGUACCUAGAUGAUCUCGAAGCCAAUACCGGGUCAAUCAUUUUUGGUGGUGUGGACACAGACAAGUACACAGGUCAACUCCAGACACUGCCCAUACAGAAAGAAUUCGACGAGUAUGCGGAAAUCAUCAUCACUUUGAGCGGCGUGAGCAUUAUCAAUGGAGGUAGAACCCAGAACUUGAACACCGACCUUCCCACUGCCGUCAUUCUGGACAGUGGGAGCAGUUUGACAUACCUACCAAAUGACCUUACGAGUGCAAUCUACACUGCUUUGGAUGUCCAAUAUAGUCAACAAGACGGGGCUGCAUUUGUGAGCUGCGACCUUGCCAGCGAGAAUGUCACCCUGGACUUUACAUUCACUGCCGAAGAGAGCCGGGAAACCCCAAACUCUGGCGACAAUGGUGAGGGCUCGUAUGGUUUCAGUGGCAGCGACGAAAACAUCUGCCUCUUCGGUGUUGCUCCAUCCCAAGGGUCAACAUCCGUUCUAGGCGACACUUUCCUCCGCUCGGCUUACGUAGUUUAUGAUCUUGCGAAUAAUGAGAUAUCCCUUGCGCAGACUGAUUUCAACUCGACGACUAGCCACGUUUUGGAGAUUGGUACAGGUACCGCCAGCGUACCAGACGCCACGCCAGUAACCAGCGCUAUCGAAGCGUCCGUUUCGCAAUCUGGAGGUGCCAGAAUCGCGGGUGUGUCUGGCACAGUGACGGGAGGGUCGAUACCGACUGGGAGGAGUGGCGCUGUUUCUUCGCAUGUACCGUACAAGAUUCUUGGUGGGGCUGCUGGCCUUUGGGCAGCUCUUGCCUUGACAUCAAGAAGGCGUCGGACUCCAGCAUUUACACGGGACUUGGGCACAUCGUUUAAGCCAUUAGGAGAUGUACAUAGAAUGAAAUCAUGCGAACAAGAACACAAACUCCAACCAUUAAGAUUACCAAAAGUCCCCGGUCUUAGCGGACUUUCUGUCCUCAUUGCGCAUUCUGCCAAGACGUGGGAAAAGGUACGACCGAUCUCAGAAGGCAAUUACUAUGAAGCACAUCAGCAACUGCGAGUAGUUGCUUCCCGUUACGUCAAGUCUUCCGACUGGGACUCAGCUACCGAUAUCCUCUAUGGUGGCGCAUUGGCUUUGCUGAAGGCGGGACAAGGUGGCAGCGGCGGGGACCUGGGAUGUUUCCUCGUUGAGGUGCUAGGGAAGGCAGAGAAGGGAUGCGGCACUGGCGAGAAAGGGAAGCUGUUAACGCUGUUGAGAGCGUUCCCACCCAAUGAACCUACGAAGAAGAGAUUCGUGUCGGAGAUGGUUGCAUGGAGUGGAAAGGCUGGAGACUACCCAAAUGGAGAUCCAGAACUGCACCAUGUAGCUGGGACUUUGUUUGCAGAAGAAGGCGAGCCAUACGACGCAGAGCGCCAUCUCGCCCUCGGUACCAAAGACUCCGCUGAGCAGCUUGCCAAAGUUGAGUAUGAAUGGUACACCCAGGACGAAUCCCACACCGCCGCUCUCUACGCUGCAAGAGCCGUCUUCCCCUAUCUCCUGACUAGCAACCUCCGCUCCGCCAAUAAGGCGUAUCUCAUAUUCACCUCCCGCCUCAGCUCCUCCAACAGAUCACUCAGCGUACAGGAAGUCAGCAGCACCUCUUCCGACAUGCGCGUCUAUCCCUCAUUGCCUCUCCUCAAUUUCCUUGGUCUUCUCUUGCUGGCGGUUCAGAGGGGUAGCUCAGAUCUGUAUAAGCAGUUGGCUAAGCACUAUGCGCCGUAUGUGAAGGAGGUUGGCACUUGGGAUGAUGCAUUGGCGCAGAUAGGCGAGAUGUAUUUUGGGAUACGGAUACCGAGGCCGGGGAAUCCUUUAAUGGACGUAAUGGGGAGCUUGAUGGGAUUCGGGGGAAGCCCGAAACCAAAGCCUAGGAAGGUGGAUGCUCCAGUGCCACCAGCCGUGGACUGA